Molecule: messenger RNA, 521 nt
Organism: Nicrophorus vespilloides
Lineage: Eukaryota; Metazoa; Arthropoda; Insecta; Coleoptera; Silphidae
Gene: mRpS18C
Product: 28S ribosomal protein S18c, mitochondrial
Exons: 2
Coding region: 62-481 (139 amino acids)
Biological process (GO): mitochondrial translation
Cellular component (GO): ribosome; mitochondrial small ribosomal subunit
Molecular function (GO): small ribosomal subunit rRNA binding; structural constituent of ribosome
Source: RefSeq, a predicted model, not a curated record
AGCAUAACUAUAUUCAUAGAUAUUCAUAACCUUAAAACUUGGGUACAGUGUUUGCAUUAAGAUGUCUUUAAUACUAAGAAAAUGUUUUCAAAAUGUCCAAAUAUCAAGUCUUUUAAAGAACACAAGAGUAUUAAUGCCAGUGAGAAAUGUUGGCUCAGAAGUAUCUGAUGCUGAUGUACCAAAAUUCGAUAUGGAAAAUCCAUUUUUGAAAGAGAAACAACAGUGCAUCUUGUGCAAACAUAAGAUAGAUCCAGAUUACAAGAACGUUAAGCUUCUUUCUCAAUUCCAAUCACCUUAUACAGGCAGAAUAUAUGGAAGACAUAUAACUGGACUUUGCAAAGCCAAACACGAGAAACUUGAAUCCGAAAUCGUCAAAUCCCAGAGCGCCGGAUUAAUGACUGUAUACCUAAAGGAGCCUUGCUUCAUUAAAGAUCCAAAACUGUUUGAUGCAGAACGUCCGAUUAGACCUCAUCGUUUUUAAAACGAUUAUAAUUUAGCCAAAAUAAACUGAUAGAACUUAA